Messenger RNA from Seriola aureovittata, 3045 nucleotides. RefSeq names its product thrombomodulin (gene thbd). Gene Ontology annotation, biological process: cell migration. The coding region runs from base 227 to 1858 and encodes 543 amino acids. Gene Ontology annotation, cellular component: membrane; external side of plasma membrane; extracellular matrix. The record is from RefSeq and is a predicted model, not a curated record. NCBI's taxonomy places the organism in Eukaryota, Metazoa, Chordata, Actinopteri, Carangiformes, Carangidae. The transcript has a single exon. Gene Ontology annotation, molecular function: transmembrane signaling receptor activity; extracellular matrix protein binding; extracellular matrix binding.
CGUAAAAGUCGUGCGUAAUUGGGGAUAUGGUCUGUGCCCAAGGAGAAAGUUUGUGGAGAGCAGUGAGUGGCGCAGCGGGCUGAUUAAGAGCGACUUCCUUCCUCCGCCGGCACAGUAGCAUGGAGUUAGGGGCUUAUAAAUACGAGCUUAACAGUUUCUCAAACAAACAAGCCUAUAGACUGCUGGAACUCGCAAGAACUUGAACGGACACAACCGAGGUGCAAACAUGAAUGAUGUAACGGGACUGCUUGUUGUCAUACUGGUUUCCAUGAUGGGAAGAACCGGCGGGGCCGGGGCGAAUAACGGAUACUGCAUCGGGAACCAGUGUUUCGGGAUGAUCCAAGACCCCAGCGAUUUCACAACAGCCCAGGAUCAAUGUAAAGAUAAAGGAGGCCACUUAAUGACAGUUCGCUCAUCUGUAUCACAUGAUAUUCUGAGUAUCUUGCUGGGGAACUUCACGGGGCGGUUCUGGAUCGGUUUGCAUCUGAAGACCGCCUGUCCAGACGCUGCUGCUGGGCUGAAAGGAUUCCAGUGGGUGACCGAAGACAGCGAGAGUGACUUCUUCAACUGGGCGCCAAGCUUUGACAGCAGCUGCUCCUCUCCUCGCUGCGUCUCAGUUUCCAAAGAGAGCGACUUCAAAUGGACCCAGGAACCAUGUGGUGAACAGGCGGCCGGGUUUCUCUGCGAGUACGGCUUAAUUCAGCCGUGCAAAAAUCUAGAGGUUGCACAGGACGAGUCUGUCACCUACAUGACCCCUAUGGGGUUUAAGGUCGAGGAUGUGCUGUCUCUGCCAAUGGGCACCAUCGCUACCCGGAUGCCAUCUGAGACUAAAUACCUCUGCUUCUCCGAGAAGUGGCUGAAGGCGCCGUGGAACUGCGAGAUACAAGAAGGCGGGUGCGAGCACAAAUGCGCAAUGGACCCAAACGAGGUCCCGUCCUGUUACUGUCCGCCGGGUCAAAUCGUCAGCCCUGAAAAUAAAGUCACCUGCGAAGAGGCCACAGACGACCCGUGUCUCGCCCUGCGCUGCGAUCACGCCUGUUACAGGAGCGAUGGCUCCUACGCGUGCGUGUGCGACCACGGAUAUAAGCUGGCUCAGGACGGCAGGUCGUGCGUGGACUUCAAUGACUGCACGGACGAGCGGCAGUGUCCCGGGGAGAACUUCAAGUGCAAAAACACCAUCGGCGGCUUUCAGUGCGUCUGCGAGGAUGGAUACGUGAAGUCCGGCAGCCUGUGCGUCGACGACAACGAGUGUCUCUCUGCUCCGUGCGAGCACGAAUGCCACAACACUCCCGGUAGCUACAACUGCUCGUGUUUUGAGGGAUAUAAAGUGGAUCCAAAGUCGCCGAAUAAGUGUAAACGUCACUGCGGGAAGGAGGAGUGCGCUGCGGAGUGCGACCCGAACGAUGCGUCCCAGUGCUACUGUCCUGACGGUUAUGUAGCAGAGGAAAGAGAGGACCACACGGUGUGCAUAGAAAUUGACGAGUGCAUCUCCAAUUAUUGUGAUCAGCAAUGUACAAACACAUUCGGUAGCUAUGUGUGCUCAUGCUCUCCAGGAUAUACGUUAGUUAACCAAUACAAUUGCGUAAAAAACGAGGAUCACACAGAUGGAUCGCAGGACUCCACCACCGCUCCAGACUUCCCCACAACAUCAUACAUACCUGGACCAACACGGCAGCCCUCGGGGGUGUCAGUGGGGGCGUUUGUUGGGAUAAUACUGUGUACAGUCUUUUUGAUUGUGCUGGUGGUUUUUCUGGCUCAUCACAUCCUCAGCCGCAGAGGGAAGAUGGAGAGCAGCGGUGCGCUCAAAGCUCAGGAGGGUGAGGCUCACGGUUUACACCGUGUGGCCACAGACGCUUAAAGAGAAAGAGAGCGGCCUCAGAGGGACAGUUAAAGACUCGAUCAAGACUCGACAACAGAGCUACAGAGACAGUCUCUACAGAGACACGGUAUGAAGGAUGCAGAUUUCACAGCAAAACAAAAGCUAUGGAGGACAGGAGCGUGGUCAUGUCACAGGAGAGGUGGUCACUAUAAACUCAAUACAACAGAAAUAUUAUGCCAACAACUAAGGUUUUCACCGCCUGGGAAAACUGGUUUUAAUCUACAAUUCAACUCACGUACAACAGUUUCAAUGUAAUGAGAAUGACAAAGAACUUUGUUUUUUUAAACGUCUGUGCUGAAACAGUAUUAAAUUAUAAAAAUAUGAAUGAAGGAGAAGUCUGUUCUUUUGAUUCUUGCCUCAGACACAGGCGGACUACUCCACCGUGUGGAGGAAAAGGCGAACUGCAGGUCGUGCACGCACAGACAGAGCUGCAAAAUUUGCUCCACAUCUAAUGUUUUUUAAAAGGGAAGGUGACACAUGGACACAAUCCGUCACAAUAAUGAACCACAUGAAGCUUAUGCAUAUCUCAGACACACAAGCCAAGAUCACAACAUGACGUACAUGCUGGACAGGAACUAAAUAAUCAGCAAUAGUACGUGAAUUAUAAACAAAAUAUGAUCUUAACAUACCUUUGGCUAUAUAUUAAUUCUUGUUUCCCCAUAUUCUAUCAUCUAUUUUCAUGAGACUAUAGAAAUGUCAUAGUAAAACAUGCAUAUUACAUAAUAACCAUAAUGAAAAGCAAUCAUUCUGCAGUAAACUGUCCCCUGUGACUGAACUAUUGUUAUAGAUUACAUUAUUAGAUUGUUAUUAGUGAUGCUUCAAUAUGUAACAGGGGUUUUCCUGUUGCAGCUGGUCAAAUGCAAAAGCUGGUUGAUGGAUGCGCCUCAUCCAAAGGGUCACAAGUUAAAGAGCAGAGCGGCAGAGGACACAUGUACUUAAUAUACACAACCUACAGAAGCAAGGAUACUGGAGUAAAGACCAGUCAUUGUGGAUCCAAAAAUGACAUCUAGAGGCAUUUUUAUGGCUCCGUAACGGAAGGCUGAAAUGAUCCAGGUAAGUCAACUACAGCUCAACCUCAGCUACAAGUUUCUCAGUACUACGGCAAACAGCAGAGUUGUAUUUACCAACUGAUUCCCUGUUAGAAAAGUCUGGAAUAGUCUAAUUUA